Molecule: messenger RNA, 777 nt
Organism: Talaromyces rugulosus
Lineage: Eukaryota; Fungi; Ascomycota; Eurotiomycetes; Eurotiales; Trichocomaceae
Exons: 1
Coding region: 1-777 (258 amino acids)
Source: RefSeq, a predicted model, not a curated record
AUGGCAAAUACCAGUGUCGACUCUCCUCAACCUCAAAAUCCCCUCGGAGCUGGAAAUGCACAAAAUGCAGAGCAACAUCGGCUCCGCCAGCAGCAGAUCUGCGCUCACAUGAACGCCGACCACCAAGAGACUCUGGGCUUCUUCUUGAAAGUUUAUUGUCGUGUUUCUGCUAAAGAAGCCAAGUCUGCCGAGCUCGAGGAAAUUCGUCUUUCUGGGAUGACCAUCACCACUACUACCAGUACUUGUCCUCCGGCCACUGCGCAAAAGACGCAUUACUUUGUUCCAUUUGAACCCGAAUUAUCCUCAAUCAGUGAGGUGCGCCAACAGGUUGUCAAAAUGCACCACCACUGCCUCAAGACUCUUGGACGCUCCGAUAUCACCAUCACGGAAUACCGGCCUCCCACGGGGUUUCCAGCCGUCCUCUUCACAACGUGCCUAUUGACUUUUGCCGCAUUCUCUCGACGAGCCAAUUUCCAAGAGGGCUCCAGCCUGUACUCGCUCGUGCUUCGGCAUGUGCCCAGCUUUGCGGUUUUCUGCUACACGAUCCAACCUUUGCUCAUAACUCUGAUGGUCGCCAUUCAUCUAAGCGAGGCUCUUUAUAUGUGGGUUUACAGGCUAAAGCCUCACAACAUUGCCUUUGGGUCGCGUCUGUGGCUCUGUUGGUUUGUCAAUGAUUUCAUCGAAGGGUAUACAGCCAUGCAGCGGUUUGACGCUGUUGUUGCAGAGGAGAUGGCGAAGAAAGCACAGCAUGCGCCGAAGAAAAAGCCAUCAAACUAG